AUGACAGCCAGCUCAACAUCGUCAACAGCAGCACCAACAGACGUGUACCGACACCUGAAGAAAGUGAAGAUACCUACGUUUAGUGGUGAUAAAACAGCAUACAGAACAUGGAAAGCAGCAUUCUCGGUUUGCGUUGAGCAGCAAGAUUUAUCGCCAGAGCUGAAAUUAUUGCAACUACGUCAGUGUUUGACGGGCUCAGCAUUGAAAGCGAUAGAAUCUUAUGGAUACUCAGCAGCAGCGUACACCGCAGCAAUCAGGCGUCUAGAACAGAAGUUUGGUGGCGAUAGAAGACAGACAGCAGUGCAUACAGAGGCGCUGGCGCGGCUACCCGUGAUACGAAUGGAACGAGCUGCCCAGGAUCUGGAAAAGUUCGCUGAUCUUCUCCAAGUAGCUGUCAUUCACCUAGAAGACGCCGGACACAGCCAGGAACUUCAGGCUGGUGCAUUCUAUCAGCAGCUCCUGAAGAAACUGCCACAGUCUCUCUUGACGCAGUACUACCGCCAGAUGACAGAAAGAGGUGAAGCGGAGACGGUAUGCACUCUGCUGGCCUGGGCAUUAAGAGAAGCGGAUUACAGAACAACAGCACAGGAGACGCUCACUGGCAUCACCACACAGCCUGAGGGGACCGGUACACGCAACAAACAGACCUACAGAGAACAGCCAACAGCAGCAGCAUUAGCAGCCUUUACGUCCCCGGCAAGUGCCAGUUGCGUGUUCUGUGGACAGAGUCAUGAGAAGGCCAGGUGCUCUGUCGUUACAAACACAGAGAAGCGGAAGGACAUAGUUAAGAGCAACGGAAGGUGCUUUUUGUGUCUGAAACCGAACCACAUAAUCCGUCACUGUCAGUCGAAGUUGAAAUGCGCCAAGUGCCAACGUCGACACCACACUACCCUGUGUGACUCAACAUCUGACAGGCCAUCACCUGUAACACCACCCACGUCGCGCUAUGAAAAGAAGCCGGCCGCUAACAACCAGUCUAGGGCAGCAUCGGCUCCAAGCAAGAAGGGACCAACCAACCCAUCCGCCAGCAGCGUUACACUGUCAUCUGUCAGUGCUCUGACAUCCUCUAGCAAAAACAACAGUAUGGUUUUGCUGCAGACCGCUAAAGCUAUCGUCGCACCAAGCAUACCGAUGCGAGACAACGGGAUCCCUGUGAGGGUGUUGUUCGACGGAGGGAGCCAGCGCUCGUUCGUGACACGUGAUGUGCAAAGGCGGCUGGACCUAAAGACAGGCAGGCAGGAAUGCUUGAAAGUGAAUGCCUUUGGUGAAGGCUCUGGUGGGGACAGCGGUUUGAGAGACGUGGUGAAUCUGACCGUGCAGAGUACGGAGGGAGACCCCCCGCGGCUGGAGUGUGUCGUGAUUGAGGCAAUUUGUGCAGCAGUCCAGAACCAGCACCCUGCACAAGCAGUCCACUGCUGCGGUGCGCUCCAAGGCCUCACACUGGCAGACGACAGCGACGGCACAGCCACAAUCGAUCUAUUGAUUGGAGCCGAUCAGUACUGGCAAUUUAUGAUGGGCAAGACGAUCACGACGGCCGCUGGUCCGACAGCCAUCCAUACGCGUCUUGGCUGGGUCUUGUCUGGUCCUGCAUCAGGCACAACUAGUACGACAGGCACAUGCCUCGCUACUGAGGUGCACAGCUUAACGGCGCAGGUCCUUGAUCAGCAGCUGCAACAAUUCUGGGAGCUGGAGUCUCUUGGGAUACACCCAAUCACGGAAAAUCAAGUCCAAGCAGCAUUUAAUGAGACGGUGACGUUCGAAGAGGGACGCUACACCGUGCGACUCCCCUGGAAGGAAGUCCAUGCAACGCUGCCCGACAACUUUCGAAUCAGCAACAAGCGCCUAAUGUCCCUGACCCUGAAGCUGGAGAAGACGCCGAGUGUCUUCAAUGAGUAUGCUAGGGUGAUGAGGGAGCAGUUGGCAGCAGGCAUCAUCGAGGAAGUCAAGGACCCGGAAUGUGGUGAUGUGGGAAACGUGCACUAUGUGCCACAUCAAGCCGUUGUCCGAGAAGACAAGACCACGACAAAGGUCCGUGUCGUGUAUGAUGCGUCAUCCCGCUCAGGCAAGGGCCCGUCAAUCAACACCUGUCUCAACGCGGGACCCAAUCUGUUGGAGAAGAUACCCGAUAUCUUAAUGCGUUUCCGUUGCCAUGCCAUUGCCCUGACAGGUGACAUCGAGAAAGCGUUUCACAUUCUCCGCGUCGGUGAGGAUGACCGAGAUGUGCUUCGGUUCCUAUGGUGGGACGAUCCGUUUUCAACAAACCGACAAAUCAAGGUUUUUCGGUUUGCACGCGUUAUGUUCGGCUUGACUUCAAGUCCAUUCCUGCUGAAUGCAACCCUGAAACAUCAUCUGGACAAGUAUCAAGUUGAUGACCCUGAUUUCGUCAGCGUUGUGGGCGAUUCGAUGUACGUUGACGACUUGGCUGCCGGAGCGGACGACGAGGAAAGCGCAGUCACUCUCUACUCCAAGUUGAAGGAGCGCAUGGGUGACGGUGGCUUCAACAUCCGCAAGUUUGCAUCAAGUUCUAUCUCCGUCCAGCAGCACAUCAACACAGCUGAAAAGUCAGCUUUGGUGACUUGCUCCAUAUCACCUCAGGAAGAUGACCUGACGUAUGCCAAGACAUCACUAAACAGCAGCGAGAACGACAAAGUUCUAGGCGUCAAGUGGAAUCGAGUGCACGAUGAACUAGUCGUGGACAUAGCAGCCAUAUUCGCCAAGCCGAGCACCCGAAUGACGAAGCGCGCAGUGUCAUCAGAGGCCGCCCGCAUCUUCGAUCCCCUCGGCUUAGUGUCACCCGUCACCAUAAAGUUGAAGUUGUUUCUGCAGCAGCUGCACGUGGCCGGGUUUGAUUGGGACACCCCACUAUCGCCACAAUUGGCUCAAGAGUGGACCGCUCUCGUCAACUCACUGCAGAACGCCUCCCCGUUACGAGUUCCUCGUCGCUACUGCAGCAGCACUAUCAGCAGUGGUCGGGUAUCUCUGCAUAGGUUCUGUGACGCUUCCCAGACGGCUAACGGUGCCGUGGUCUACUUGAAAGUAGAAAGUGACGAGGUGGCGGUUCAGCUGGUCAUGGCCAAGACGCGGGUGGCCCCAACUGCCAAGCAGACAAUCCCGAGACUGGAACUGCUAUCAGCUCUGAUCCUAGCUCGCCUAAUGGCCACAGUGAGGCAAGCUCUAGAGAAGAUGAUUCUCAUCUCAUCUGUUCACUGUUGGACAGACUCGCAAGUCGCACUCGGGUGGAUCACCAAUGAGGAUCAAGAGUGGAAACAGUUUGUCCAGAAUCGCGUGGAUGAAAUCCACCGACUGACUGGCACAGGAGCCUGGGGCUUUUGCCCAGGGACGCUCAAUCCUGCGGACCUCCCGUCUCGGGGCACAACACCCGCAGAACUCCACAGGUCAAUGUGGCUGACUGGUCCAGCCUGGUUGCACACCGCAAACCGACCACCCGGCCAAUAG
Sycon ciliatum is the source of this 3456-nucleotide messenger RNA. RefSeq lists its product as uncharacterized. The record is from RefSeq and is a predicted model, not a curated record. Lineage: Eukaryota; Metazoa; Porifera; Calcarea; Leucosolenida; Sycettidae. The coding region runs from base 1 to 3456 and encodes 1151 amino acids. The transcript has a single exon.